GCGGCUCCGUGGCGGCCGGGGCUGGCCGGCGCCGCUCGCAGGAGGCAGCGGCCCAGAGCUGCGCUGCCCGGGUGGGAGGAGAAGCUCGGGGUGUCCCCUGCUCUGAGCGCCACAGCUCCCUGCAGCCCCCGGGCAAACCCGGCUGCCUGGCACGGGGCCCGUGAGCUUCCCCCAUGGGCUGGUUUCAGCGGUGCUGGGCACACGCAGCUCCCCGAAGCCGUGAGCAGUCUUCUUGAGAGCACUGUUGGAGAAGAAGGCUCCAGUCAACGAUGGCUGCUGAGUUGGAUUUCUCCCCACCUGAAAUCCCUGAGCCCACAUUCAUGGAGAAUGUGCUACGCUAUGGACUCUUCUUUGGAGCCAUUUUCCAGCUUAUCUGUGUGCUUGCCAUAAUCCUGCCAGUUCCCAAGUCCCACAAAACAGACUCGGACAGCUUUGAGCCCAAGAAUUCAGAGACAGUGAAGAAGCCAAAGGCAACUGCUCCACAGAUAAGCAAGAAACCCAAGAAGGAAACCAAAAAGAAACGAUAAAGACAUGAGCAAUGAUGCUCAGAAGAUAAAACAAUCCCUGAUAAUCAUGCUUCCUCGAGAUGACAUCAAAGGCCACUCACUGCAUUAGAUGGGUUUCUGGCAUUGCCACACUUCACCUUUCAGGGACAAGGGAGAAGGAACUUUAAGAGUGGAAGGGGUGGGGGUCUGCCAUAGAUUUCUUAACAAGCAAAGAGGAUUUCACAUGACUGGGACUUCAUUUGACAUGAUUCAUGUGUCAGUCGCCAUUAAAGUGACUCCUGUCAUUUCUGGUGGGUAGAGAGGCUGCUGUCCUGGCUCCUCCAUGCUGGCUGGGCUUUGUGCCAGCGUCCCUGUGGAGCUGGAGCAGGACUUUGCUGCUUUGGAUACCAGGUUGUGUUGGAUUUUUUGAAGGCAGAGGGAUCAAAUGGAUCAAGGACACCACACUCCCCAGCUUUGUAUUCAUCUCUGUUGUCUGAAAUACACAGCUGCAUUUUAUGGCUUCAUAAUAA
Molecule: messenger RNA, 1015 nt
Organism: Colius striatus (speckled mousebird)
Lineage: Eukaryota; Metazoa; Chordata; Aves; Coliiformes; Coliidae
Gene: MANBAL
Product: mannosidase beta like
Exons: 3
Coding region: 270-527 (85 amino acids)
Cellular component (GO): membrane
Source: RefSeq, a predicted model, not a curated record